Molecule: messenger RNA, 615 nt
Organism: Fusarium musae
Lineage: Eukaryota; Fungi; Ascomycota; Sordariomycetes; Hypocreales; Nectriaceae
Exons: 3
Coding region: 1-615 (204 amino acids)
Source: RefSeq, a predicted model, not a curated record
AUGUCAGCUGCGGAUAAUCAGCCGCUCGUUGCUGAUGAGACUAAGAGUAUCAGUGUCCCUCCAAAUGUCCGAUUCAUCAUUGAUGAUAUUGAAGAGGAGUGGCAAUACUCUUCAAAGUUUGACUACAUCCACAGUCGCAUGAUGAACUCUAGUGUCGCGGACUGGGAAAGCUACGCUACCAAGAUCUUUGAGAACCUGGAACCAGGUGGCUAUGCAGAGCUACAGGAGAUUGAUGUCUUUACCAAAUCCGACGAUGGCACCUUGACGCCGCAGCACAAUCUAUGGCAGUGGGCCCAGCUUAUCUACGAUGCAUCUGUCAAACUGGGAAGACCGUACUUCGACCCGAGCAACAUAAAGGACGUUCUCACCAAGGUUGGUUUUGAGGAUGUAACGGAAGCAAAGUUCAAGUGGCCAAGCAACCGAUGGCCCAAAGACAAGAAGCAUAAAGAAUUAGGCGUGUGGAACAAUGAGAAUGCGAAUUUCUUCCUUGAGGCUGUGGCGAUAGCUCCACUGACGCGGGCUUUGGGAUGGUCGAGAGAAGAGGUCACUGUUUUCAUCGCGCAAGCCAGAAAAGAAGUCAAUGACCCUCGGAUUCAUGCAUACUGGCCAAUGUGA